AUGUCAAAGGAGAGUAUUCAUUACCAAAUAGAAGAAGCAGCAUCCACAUUUGAAACACUUGGGAACAAGAUGGUUAAGGGAUCAUUAGCUCUAGCUGCUUUUUACAAUUUUGCGAUGUUGGUGGCCUUCACACAUUUGGCAACAACUAUAGCAGCAAUUGACCCUCUUGCAGCCACAGGGAAAGAACCUAUCAUUGAGCUUUACAUGCAUGACAUUCUUGGCGGAAGUAACCCAACAGCUCGACCGGUAACUGGGUUGCUUGGGAACAUAUACAGUGGCCAAGUACCCUUUGCAACCCCAGUAGGAUUCAACCUACCACAAGGUGGCAUUCCCAUCCCCAAUGCCAAUGGUGCUGUUCCCACUGUCAAUGGGGUUACUGGUAUCCCACUAGGAACUGGUUUGGCUGGUACUACCUUUGCACCAAACUCAGGCAACAACAACCAAAACAAUGCUCAGCUGCAGUUAGGACCUGAUGGACUGGGCCUAGGUUUCGGGACAAUCACAGUAAUCGAUGAUAUACUUACCUCUCAACCUGAGUUGGGUUCCCAAAUAGUUGGUAAGGCUCAAGGAGUGUAUGUGGCGAGUUCCGCAGAUGGGACCAGACAGAUGAUGGCGUUCACAGCCCUGUUCGAAGGAGGGGAAUAUGGGGAUAGCUUGAACUUCUAUGGCCUGUACAAGAUAGGAAGCACCAUGUCACAAUUAUCAGUAAUAGGGGGAACAGGAAAGUUCAAGAAUGCAAGAGGGUUUGCAGAACUGAGAUCUCUUAUCCCACCAGGACAGAUUGCUACAGAUGGUGCUGAGACAUUGCUGAGGAUGACUAUCCAUUUGAAGUACUAAAACUGUUAUGUGGAAAUGUAAAAAAAACCAGGUACUGUUUCAUUACUGAUGAUUUAUGAGAUUGAUAUUGUUUGUUUUCAUGUUUGAUUGCAAAGUGUAUUUCGAAUUUUAGUUGUAAUCCCAUGAAACCAUAUGGUGAUUUGUAAUUUUUGUGAUAAUUUUGGAACUUAAGUAUUGGUGGUA
Lotus japonicus is the source of this 1020-nucleotide messenger RNA. Its product is annotated as dirigent protein 16-like. The transcript is spliced from 2 exons. NCBI's taxonomy places the organism in Eukaryota, Viridiplantae, Streptophyta, Magnoliopsida, Fabales, Fabaceae. The coding region runs from base 1 to 837 and encodes 278 amino acids. The record is from RefSeq and is a predicted model, not a curated record.